Molecule: messenger RNA, 1626 nt
Organism: Talaromyces stipitatus ATCC 10500
Lineage: Eukaryota; Fungi; Ascomycota; Eurotiomycetes; Eurotiales; Trichocomaceae
Product: cell cycle inhibitor Nif1, putative
Exons: 2
Coding region: 1-1626 (541 amino acids)
Molecular function (GO): protein binding
Source: RefSeq, a predicted model, not a curated record
AUGCCACAUAUUCGAACACCAUCGAAUUCUCGCGAGUCAUCCUACGAUUCUAUCCCACCACCCCAGGUGUCCACUACGUUGGCACCUGCAUCGCCGAUUCCUCCCUCCUUGUAUUAUUCCCCACAACCAGAAAGUUCUGACGACGACUAUACCAGUUCGAAUGGAGGUUCAACGUGGUCAAAGUCGCGGAAACUAUCUACAGGCAGCGGAAUAUCCAUGCCGCAUUCGCCCAUGUCUCCGUUUGUUCGCUCACAUCCACGAUCGCCGUCCGUCAGCUCAGAAGCUUCCAAUUACCUACCACGCCCAUCCUUUAAUUUCUCUCGCCCGCUCAGUCGUUCUAGCACGAGUAUGAGUUUGUCAGCGCCGUCACCAGUUAUGCCUUCCGAAACGCCAUCUCAGCCCAAUUCGAACAUUUCAACACCAGUUUUAGCGACGCACUCGACAAAUGGGAUACGAAGAGAGAAUAAGCCAGCGCCGAUUGUUCUCGGCGCAGAACCCAUGUCUGCAGUGGGCGAGGAACCGCCCUCAUCUGCCGUUGAGUCGUACGUGUAUGCCAAGUAUUCCCUUCCUCGUGGACGUAUGGUUUCGAGAAAUUCAUUGGUGUUUGCCGGGUUGCAAACCCCUCAUUUCGAAUGGAAGGAGCCUCUUUUCCAAAGUUCACCUCCGCAAGAGCGCCGAACUCCGUCUCCAGAGGCACAUUUCAAGGAAGCUCCGACCAAUGCUACGUUUAAUACUCGGCCGCCUGAUACUCCACUAGAAGUGCCUACACGGGUCGAUCCCCUUGAUACUGUUCCUACGACAGUGCGCCAAUCGCACGAAAUUGUUCGAGAGACAGGCCAGCAUCCUGUUUUGCAACGUUCAUAUAGCGAGCGCCUGGAUGACGCGACGUCGGUGUCAACAGAGUCCAAUAGCACGAUCCGACCUCCCACUUCGAAGACGACGGCUACAUCACCAGCAAUGGAGCAGACGGCCGAAGAGCAUGUCGAGAAGGGUAUUGAAUGUCAUGAGAAAGGAGCACUGCAGGAGUCGACUUAUCAUUUAAGAAUUGCCGCGAAACAAAACCACCCGACUGGCAUGUUAUUGUAUGCCUUGGCUUGUCGACACGGCUGGGGCAUGCGACCGAAUCAGCGAGAAGGCGUGCAGUGGCUGCGAAAAGCAGUUGACUCAGCCGGACUCGACAUUGGCGAAGACGACGAAGCGCCCGCAGGUGGCAGGGAUGCAGCAGCUCGUAAAGCUCGUCGGGCGCAAUUCGCUCUUGGCAUCUAUGAGCUAGGAGUUAGCCAUUUGAAUGGCUGGGGGAUUGAGCAGGAUAAAGUUUUGGCGCUCCGGUGUUUUGAAAUUGCUGCGCAGUGGGGUGAUGCGGAUGCUCUUGCGGAGGCAGGAUUCUGCUAUGCAGAGGGCAUUGGGUGUAAGAAGAAUUUGAAGAAGGCUGCUCAUUACUAUCGGUUGGCGGAAGCCAAGGGCAUGAGCAUGGUUGGAAAUAGCUGGAUCUACAAAGACAAAUAUAUGAGUGAUGACGAGGACUCGAAGCGAUCUCGACAGCCACGCAGACGAGACACGGGCGCAUCGGACAAGAAUCCACGCAGUAAAUCUCGAACACGCAGUAUUUUUGCACGAAAAAAAUGA